AUGUCUGUGAAGGGAGUAACGCCAAUUGAAAAUACAUUGGAGAUAAAUUGGCAAGGUGAUCAAAAAUCCAUAUAUCAUAAUAUCUGGUUAAGAGAUAAUUGUCAUUGUUCUGAAUGUUACUAUCCAAUUACCAAGCAAAGACUUUUAAAUUCUGCAACCAUCGAUAUAAAUAUAAAACCUAAAUCGGUAAAUGUGAAGGAGGGAAAAGUUGAAAUUGUAUGGGAUACCGAUCAUUCUUCAACAUAUGACGUGGAUUGGCUUAGAAUACAUUCAUACAAUCCGAGAUUAAUACCAUUGGAUAAGAAAUUAAAAGAUGAUGAUGAUGUAUUGAAACAAAAAUUAUGGCAAGUUAAAGAUAUAAAAGACGACUUACCACAGGUUGAUUAUAACAAAAUAAUGCAAUCGUCGGAUGAAACAGAUAAUGAAGAAGCAAUCAAAGAAUGGCUUUUACAAAUUCAUAAAUUUGGUUUCAGUCUUAUAAAUAAUGUACCAAUAAGUCCCACAGAUACAGAAAAGUUAUGUGAAAAAUUAAAUUAUAUUAGACCAACUCAUUAUGGAGGAUUUUGGGAUUUUACAGCAGAUUUGUCUAAAAAUGAUACAGCUUAUACAAAUUUUGAUAUAAGUAAUCAUACUGAUGGAACUUAUUGGUCAAAUUCUCCUGGUUUACAAUUAUUUCAUUUAUUAUAUCAUGAUGGAAAAGGUGGUACAACUUCAUUAGUUGAUUCUUUUAAAUGUGCUGAAAUUUUAAAAGCAAAAUAUCCUGAAAGUUAUGAAAUUUUUUGUAAAAUACCCGUACCUGCUCAUUCAGCAGGUGAACCAAAAGUUUGUAUUCAACCUGAUAUACCACAACCAAUUUUUAAAUUAGAUCAUCAGGGAAAAUUAAUUCAAGUACGAUGGAAUCAAAGUGAUCGUUCAACAAUGGAUUAUUGGGAAAAUCCUGAAGAUGUUAUAAAGUUUUAUAAAGCUAUUAAAAAUUGGGUUGAAAUAAUAACAUCACCAGAGAAUGAAUUAUGGUAUCAAAUGAAACCAGGUCAAUGUUUAAUAUUUGAUAAUUGGAGAAUUUUCCAUUCAAGAAGUGAAUUUACUGGCCAAAGAAGAUUAUGUGGUGCAUAUUUUGAAAGAGAUGAUUUUAUAUCAAGAUUAAAAUUGUUAACUUUAGGAAGAGAAGCUGUAUUAGAUAGUAUAUAG
Lodderomyces pseudojiufengensis is the source of this 1188-nucleotide messenger RNA. RefSeq lists its product as uncharacterized. Bases 1 to 1188 code for a protein of 395 amino acids. The transcript has a single exon. Gene Ontology annotation, cellular component: mitochondrion. Lineage: Eukaryota; Fungi; Ascomycota; Pichiomycetes; Serinales; Debaryomycetaceae. The record is from RefSeq and is a predicted model, not a curated record. Gene Ontology annotation, molecular function: iron ion binding; trimethyllysine dioxygenase activity. Gene Ontology annotation, biological process: carnitine biosynthetic process.